AUGGACGACUUAUCGCUGACUCUUCUCACCGGGGGGAGGAUCUCCUCCCUUCUACGCUCGUCCCGCUUUGACCGAGAAGUUCUCGAAGAUGUUCAAGCCACCCUUCUUCGGGUUGAAAGCUUGCUGCACCAAUGUUCAGGAACACACUCUCCUGGCCGCGGCUCGGCUGCGGGUGAAUUGGUUGGCCCUGACGCGUCGAUUACGAGUGACAAAACCAUCACGGACGAGUCUCACCUUUCCGCUGAUUUACACACCGCAGUGUCAAGCCAAGAUGACCUACCUAUCCUUCCUUCUAACAGAAAUUUCGAUACACCGGCAGUUGAAUCAACCCCUUCAUCUACGAAUACCGUCACCACAAUAGGCCAAUUCUUCAAGUACGAUCUCUACGCCGCGGAUCAAACAGCACUGGUAGAUGUGCCCCUACGGCAAGAAGACACACAAAGGAAAUGCGAUCAGGGGUAUGGCUGGGUCAACUUUGUCUAUGAGGACACGGAUGAGAAGGACUUCCCUCAGGAAGAGGAAACCACGACACAGGGAACCCAAGCUUUUGUAACCCAGGAGGCGAGUCAUGUUAAUAAUGCAAGCGCUGACGAGUGCACCCAAGCGUCACUAAAGGAAGCAUGA
Molecule: messenger RNA, 624 nt
Organism: Exophiala oligosperma
Lineage: Eukaryota; Fungi; Ascomycota; Eurotiomycetes; Chaetothyriales; Herpotrichiellaceae
Exons: 1
Coding region: 1-624 (207 amino acids)
Source: RefSeq, a predicted model, not a curated record